Messenger RNA from Prunus armeniaca (apricot), 954 nucleotides. Lineage: Eukaryota; Viridiplantae; Streptophyta; Magnoliopsida; Rosales; Rosaceae. The record is from the annotation of a GenBank genome assembly.
AUGAUCACGUUCUUCGCGUUGUGUCUGGUUGCGAAGGCACAGUUAAGUACAGAUUUUUACCGGGCAACAUGUCCGGAUCUUCUCAAAAUUGUCCGAAGAGAGGUUCUGAGUGCAAUCAAGACUGAAAUGCGAAUGGCUGCUUCUUUGCUUCGGCUACACUUCCAUGACUGCUUUGUCAAUGGUUGCGAUGCCUCACUACUCCUGGAUGCAACUGACAGUGAGAAGGCUGCCGCGCCCAAUUUGAACUCAGCAAGAGGAUUUGAAGUCGUGGACAGAAUCAAGAGCUCUGUGGAGAGUGCAUGUAGUGGAGUUGUAUCAUGUGCUGAUAUACUAGCCAUAGCUGCCAGAGAUUCUGUGGUCCUAAGUGGAGGAACUUCAUGGAAAGUUCUACUGGGAAGAAGAGAUGGAUUGGUGGCAAAUCAAACAGGAGCAAAUAAUGGACUUCCUUCUCCAUUUGAAACUCUGGAUGUGAUCAUUUCCAAGUUUGCCACUGUAGGCCUCGAUGUCAAAGAUGUUGUGUCCUUAUCAGGAGGUCAUACAAUUGGGUUGGCAAAGUGCAGCACUUUCAGCAAUAGGCUUUUCAACUUCUCAGGAACAGGUAGUCCAGACAGCACAUUGGAACAAAGCAUGUUAACUGAUCUACAAAACUUGUGUCCACGCACUGGUGAUGGAAGCAACACCGCGCCGUUUGAUCGAAACUCAGCCGAUCUUUUUGACAACCAUUACUUUCAGAACUUGAUUAAUGGAAAGGGCCUUCUUGGUUCUGAUCAAAUUCUGUUUUCCAGUGAUGCAGCUGUGACAACAAACACCAAAAAUUUGGUCCAAAGCUAUAGCUCUAAUUCCGGGCUUUUCCUCAGUGAUUUUGCAGAUUCUAUGGUCAAGAUGGGGAAUAUAAGUCCUCUUACUGGGUCUGCUGGAGAGAUAAGAAAGAACUGCAGACUGGUUAAUUCGUGA